UUAUCCAUAUCCACAUCCACAAACACACAUCUCCCACAUCCUACUUUACUCUCUUUCCUUUUGUUUCUUAUUGAUCUGUGACACUUCUGAACCUUGUAGCAUAGCAUAUUCCAUGGCCAUGGCAACCCAAGCCUCCCUCUUGAGCCCACCCCUCUCAGGCCUGAAGCCCAGCGACCGCGCCUCCGUGCCAUGGAAACAGCCCCCCAGCUUCUCCUGCAGGCCCCUCAAGUUGAAGAAAACAAUGAGAGCAGCAGCUUCCGAUGAGGUGACAGAGGCCCCAACAAAAGAGGCUCCAGUGGGGUUCACCCCCCCAGAGCUGGACCCAAACACCCCGUCCCCGAUCUUCGGCGGCAGCACUGGUGGGCUUUUGCGGAAGGCCCAGGUGGAGGAGUUCUAUGUGAUCACAUGGGAGUCUCCGAAGGAACAGAUCUUCGAAAUGCCCACUGGGGGAGCUGCCAUCAUGAGGGAGGGCCCUAACCUCCUCAAGUUGGCGAGGAAGGAGCAGUGCUUGGCUCUUGGAACCAGGCUCAGGUCCAAGUACAAGAUCAAGUACCAGUUCUACAGGGUCUUCCCCAACGGAGAAGUCCAAUACUUGCACCCCAAGGAUGGUGUCUACCCUGAGAAGGUCAACCCUGGUCGCCAAGGGGUUGGUCAAAACUUCAGGUCCAUUGGUAAGAAUGUUAACCCUAUUGAGGUCAAGUUCACUGGCAAGCAACCCUAUGAUUUGUGAGCAACUCUAAUCACAACUCUAUCAUUACAUCCCGUUUCUCAUCUACCUAUUCUCCAUUUUAUGUCACAAAUGCUCAACUCUGUAACCCUUCUGUUUACACUCUUCUUUCUCCUAUUAUAUCAUUAUUCUGUCUACACCAUCUUUAUUUCCUCA
Molecule: messenger RNA, 883 nt
Organism: Cajanus cajan (pigeon pea)
Lineage: Eukaryota; Viridiplantae; Streptophyta; Magnoliopsida; Fabales; Fabaceae
Product: photosystem I reaction center subunit II, chloroplastic
Biological process (GO): photosynthesis
Cellular component (GO): photosystem I; photosystem I reaction center
Source: RefSeq, a predicted model, not a curated record